Rhagoletis zephyria (snowberry fruit fly) is the source of this 2098-nucleotide messenger RNA. RefSeq lists its product as uncharacterized. Lineage: Eukaryota; Metazoa; Arthropoda; Insecta; Diptera; Tephritidae. The record is from RefSeq and is a predicted model, not a curated record.
AUGGACAAGGUUGAUGAUGAAACGCAAACCAAGUGGAAAGAGUCAUUAGACUUCACAACGCUUCCAACAUGGGAAGAGUGUGCAAAGGUGCUUGAGCGUCGCUGUCAGUUUUUAGAAUCCGCAUCUGGCACUCUCGCAUUUGGUGACUCCGUAAAACCAGGCAACAAACCAGACAGCAAGAACAAGUCUUCGCGUAAGGGUUAUUCAUUUUCGUGCACAAAACGCUCUUGCGUCUUAUGUUCCAGUUCAGAGCAUUUGAUUGCCAGCUGUUCACGUUUUAAACAGAUGGAGGUUGCAGAUCGCUUUAGGGAGGUAAAACGACUAGGUCUGUGCCUGAAUUUUCUGUCACCAAAACACCAGUUAGCACAUUGUUCGUCGGCAUUUAAAUGUAAACAUUGUGCGCGUUCACACCAUAGCCUUUUGCAUCGCACUACCAGCUCCAAUAAUGCACAGUCAACAUCGAUCUCCACAUCCCUGGUCGAGCAAUUAAUGCAACCUGUAUGUACAGCAGCAGCACACACACACCGCGAAAAAUCGCCACAAGACCAAGUCAUACUGGCAACAGCUGUGGUAUUUGUACGAGAUGCGUGUGGCCGCUAUCAAUUGGGUAGGGCGCUACUCGACUCAUGUUCCCAGGUAAACUUUGUUACCGAAGAGUUCUCCCAAAAAUUGCGUCCACCAAAGGAAAGGCAUCGCAUUGAGAUACAGAGCAUCGGAGAUUCGGUAACAAACAUAAAACACAAAACGUCAACCACUGUCAAGUCUAGGGUAUCUGGCUAUGAGAUACCUUUGUCGUUUUAUGUGACUUCGCACAUCGCGUACCAGCCAGAGACUGAAAUCGACAUUACGUCUUGGAACUUGCCUUCCAAUAUUGAGCUCGCUGAUGACAAUUUCUUCAAGUCAACACAUGUGGAUAUACUCAUCGGUACAGAAAUCUUUUUCGAUAUUUUAUCUGUCGGUCAGAUAAAGUUAGCUUCUGAUUUGCCAUCACUGCAGAAGACCCUAUUAGGAUGCGUCGUCUCAGGACGAUACAAAAGGCCAACAACUAUUUCGCCUCCAAUAUGCAUUCUUUCUAUUGAGGAAUCCGUGGAUGCAAAUUUACAACGCCUCUGGAAGCUCGAUGAGGCAUCAACGGCUGACCUAUGGACUACUGAGCAGCAGAAUUGUGUUCGGGAAUACAUGCAGACCGUACAUAGAAACAGCGAGGGAAGGGUUGUUGUCAAGCUGCCAUUUAAGGAGGACCAUAACAGCCUUGGUCAAUCAUACGCUACAGCGCUUCGAAGAUUCCUUGCUCAGGAGCGCCGGUUAGCCCGCUGUCAUGAUCUGAAACAACAAUACAUCGCCUUUAUGGAUGAAUAUCGCGACCUUGGACAUAUGAGCGCAGUCGAGAAAGUCGACCUCAACACCCCAAACUACUAUGUACCCCACCAUUACGUCUUGAAGCCAACCAGCACCACAACUAAGCUCAGAGUCGUCUUUGACGCCUCGUGCAAAAACACUUCGCAAAAAUCGCUUAAUGGCAUAUUAGCCGUCGGGCCUACUCUACAGAACGAGCUGUACAUCUUGCAUUUACGCUUUCGCUUGUUUCAUUACGCACUUACAGCUGAUAUAGUGAAGAUGUACCGUCAAAUUCUAGUGGAUGCAGACGAUAGCAAAUUCCAAAGCAUAUUGUGGAGAACUGAUAUAGUGAAGAUGUACCGUCAAAUUCUAGUGGAUGCAGACGAUAGCAAAUUCCAAAGCAUAUUGUGGAGAAGUACGCCCGAUGACGAAGUUUGCACAUACCAAUUAAAUACAGUGACGUAUGGGAUGGCAUCUGCUCCUUAUCUUGCUGUGCAGAGCCUCAACUACAUUGCUGAUACAUAUGAAGCUAGUUAUCCUAUUGGUGCUAGUGUAGUCAAAACGUCAUUCUAUGUUGACGAUCUACUUUGUGGUUCCGAUACUCUGGCCGAAAUAUCUCGUAUCAAAUACGAAGUCACGGAAGUGCUGAGACGUGGCUGUUUCACUUUGGCCAAGUGGCAUUCAAAUCACCACAUGUUCCGAGAGGAUGACACUAUGAAGGAACUUAACUUGGACGAGAAUCUGACGACCAGCACUUUAG